UUCCCAUUUAGUUUUGAGUAGAAAAAAGUAAAAGGCAUCAAUAUUAAAGGGGAAUUAGGGGAAAACCCGAAACAUGUGACCGUUCUUUACGUGGUGUCAUGAGACCGAAACAAGAUUUUCCUCUUACCACUCCGAAAUCCAAUCCAAACCAUUUUAUCCAAGCCAUCAUGAUGGUUAUAUAUAUCCAAGAACAAAUUAUUUCACAAAUGAAGAAAACCACAAUAUCAGCAACAAAAAAUUUCUUGUGUCAUGGCAUCACAAAUCUUUACAACAUGCUUUUCUAUUUUGAUUGGAUUAUUUUUGCUCAAAGAUGUUGGUGCUUCUAGUGAUAUGGGUGUAAAGGGCGAUUCUUCCGUCAGGAUCACCCCUAGUGAAAUGGGUGUGUACGAGUUAGUAAAGGGCAACUUUUCCGUCAAGAUCUCCACUUAUGGUGCUACUGUUCUCUCAGUCAUUCUCCCUGAUAAAAAUGGAAAAUUGGAUGAUGUGGUUCUUGGUUAUGAAACCGUAGAUGAAUACAAAAAUGAUUCAACUUAUUUCGGAGGUCUUAUUGGUCGUGUGGCAAACCGAAUUGGAAAUGCUAGGUUCAAGCUGAAUGGGGUUAGUUAUAACCUUCCCGCCAAUGAUCAUGGAAACACUCUUCAUGGUGGUAGUGUUGGAUUCAACAAUGUUGUAUGGACAGUAGAGGAGUAUGUUAGCGAUAGAUUCCUUAGUCUCCAUUAUCAUAGCCAUGACGGUGAACAAGGAUUUCCUGGAGCAGUUGAUGUUUAUGUGAUGUACAUGUUGAUUGGAACCAACAGAUUGGCCAUCAAAAUGGUAGCCAAACCUCUGGAAAAACCUACACCAAUAAACCUUGCAUCCCACACUUAUUGGAAUCUUGCUGGUCACAAGAGUGGUGACAUUUUGUCCCAUGAAAUCCAAAUCUUUGGUUCUCACAUCACACCAGUUGACCAAAAACUCAUCCCUACCAGAAAAAUCAUGAGCAUCGAAGGCACGCCUUUCGAUUUCUUGAAACCUAGGACCAUUGGUAGCAGAUUUAAGGAAAUCCCUGGUGGAUAUGACAUCAAUUAUGUCAUUGAUUACAAAGAAAAUAAUCAUGUACACAAAGUCGCUGUUGUUUUUGACCCGAAAUCAGGGCGAAAAAUGGAGCUAUGGAGUAACAAGCCCGGAGUACAGUUCUACACCAGCAACAUGUUGAAUACCACAAAAGGAAAAGAUGGUGCAACUUACCAUACUUAUCAGGCAUUCUGCUUAGAGACUCAAGGAUUUCCAGAUUCAGUCAAUCAUGAUAAUUUCCCUUCUCAAAUCGUUAAGCCUGGAGAGAAGUACGAGCACCUUAUGAUUUAUAGCUUCACACCUGUUUAGGUUUGUGUGUUGUUAUUUUUUAUUUUAAUUUUUUGGUCUAGAUGUCCUAUUAGUUUACAAAUUUCUAUUUUUCUUUUCUUUGUUAUCAAGAUCAAAUUGAUUGAUUUUCAAGGUAUUAGUUUCUUUAAGGGUGAACUAUAUUUUACCCCUGAGUUUUGGUAUGAUCUACCAUAAACCCCUUAAGUUUUAAUAAUACUACGAUAUACCAUUUGAGCAGGGGUUAACAUCUAAAUGACUAUGUUACCCAUACAUACAC
Messenger RNA from Oldenlandia corymbosa var. corymbosa, 1618 nucleotides. NCBI's taxonomy places the organism in Eukaryota, Viridiplantae, Streptophyta, Magnoliopsida, Gentianales, Rubiaceae. The record is from the annotation of a GenBank genome assembly.